AUGCCCCUCAUGAUGGUCCGUACAUGGGCGAUCUGCAACAAGAAUCGCUUUGUGGGGGUCCUGCUUGCCGUCAGCUGGUUGGUCUCUCUGGCGCUGUCUCUGUACGCGGCACAGUUCUACAUCGGAACGCCUUUUGCAAACAUACCCGGCCUGGGACCCAUUGGCGGCUGCACGAAUGCUAUUGCUAAUUUCUGGCCUACCUGUGAGUGCAAGUAAUUGCAGGCGUAUCCAACAAGCUACAAGUACUACAGCUCACGUCCACUGAAUCGACUUGUCCUCAAUCUAGCCAUGUUCAUCGCCUGGGGCACCGUCGACGUGAUCUGCUUUGUGCUGGCUGGUGGUCAGAUCUUGCUACUGUGGAGGCGUACUGGUUUUAGAUCCUCCUUGCAACAAGCCCUCUUUAGAGAGGGUCUGCAAUACUUCAUCACCGUGAUGUCGAUCAACGUCAUCAACAUUGCCUUCACAGUGACGAACACUUUGCCGCCAUUCAUUCGACCAGCUAUGGCCCAGCCAGCAGCUGUCGCGACAUGUGAGUGAGAUGAAGGUGCUGUCGAGCGUGCUGUCAUGCGUCAUGCUGAUGUCGUUGCCCUUUCUCAGUGGUUGGAACGUCCCGCUUGUACAUGGCGCUCCUCAACUUUGGCAAUCAAGGCUAUGCCGCCGGCUCCACUUCCAGCAGGGAUCAAGUGCAAGCGAAGGCCAACCAUGCGGCGGCAAAGGAGGGAUUGCUAGCUCCGGCUGCGAUCCAAUUCGAAGUCGAAGGCUGGACUCGCCAAGCUGCGGCAGACCUGGAGAGCAGAUCACACCGCAUCCGCAACUUCUCCCACACGGUGCCCGCUGCGAGUCCACCACCUACCCCCAUCGUGCACCUGACGAGGAUGCCCCGACCUGCAUUUCCAAGGGGAGGCAGCGUGGACACGCAGAGCACGCGCUUUGAGCACUCGACGCCGACGCUGAAGGGCAGUCAGAAUGCUGACUACUACGGUUGGAUCCGCGAAGAUUCAAGCGAAAAGUCGGCCCCGCGCUGA
This is a messenger RNA of Ceraceosorus bombacis, 1025 nucleotides long. NCBI's taxonomy places the organism in Eukaryota, Fungi, Basidiomycota, Exobasidiomycetes, Ceraceosorales, Ceraceosoraceae. The record is from the annotation of a GenBank genome assembly.